CAUGGACAUCUGCUGCCCUGUCGCCUUGCGGUCCUGACGUCCGACGUGAUCGGCCGGCAAGACUAGCAAGACUGCCACGCGCAAGUCAACACGAGCAAAGAGAAGGGAUUAAGUUCUAGACUGAGGGAGUUUAGGCCUACUCAAUCUGCUGUGCAUUGAGCAGUUCUCUUUUUCCUGCCUUUCUCUUUCGGAAUUCCUCUUUCGUUCUUUUUUUGCGCUUCGCUUUCUUCUUUCUUCUACUGCCUUUUUACUUUUCCCGUUACACACGUGUUGAUACCCUGCUUUUUUGCCCUGUUAGGCACGACGUUCUCUAUUAUUUGCUUUUUGUUCUACUUGACAUGGGUUGCUAGCUGCCUGGUUUGCAGUCGAGAUAUCUAUAAUAUGGCUUUUGAGAAGAUGGAUGCUGAAAGGAAACCGUGGCUGGCCAUGGGUUUUGGAUGCUGUGCAUCGAGGGAUGAUGUCGUGGAUGAGGAAUGUGAAGCAUCGAGGAUCAUAGGAACACCAGGGAUGCAAAUCUGCUAUGAAGAACCACGCUCUGUUCCACAACCUCGUGCUGAGCCAACGACCUCGCGCCCUACGACAAGCCACUCCAUCAAACAGCAUGUCUCACAAUGGGUAAUGGAGAGCCGUGAAACACUCGCACUACCAAGACGCUCGCAGUCGAAACCUCGACCCAGCAUCAGCGGGCCAAUGGACUUCAAGCACUGCGAUGGGCUCGACGGUAUUCAAUCCAUGGUCAACGACGCAUCUGCACCGAUUCGCCGUCGCCAGAGCUACCGCCCCUUGGAGUUGUCUUUCUACUUUCCCGACGGACGUCUUUCUCCCCUCCCAGACUUUUGCGACAACCGCUGCAGCACUGGUUCAAAGGAGCUGGAAGUCCCUGCAGAGGCACACGUCCACGUGAGGGACUCGCGCACGAACUCCUUGUCAUCCAACCCUUCAAACUCGUCGUAUCUUAUCCAGAGGAAGCCUGUUGGAUCAGGUUCGCAAAGGUCGAGCAUGCAGAGCCAGAAGAGCUUCUCGACACAUGAGAGGAGACUGUCGGGCACCACAAUGGCUACCAUGGCGACUCCUACUCUGGCUUUUCUGGAAGAGGAGCCAAGGCCUACCGCGGACUCCCUUGUUGAACAGCCUCCCACGCUCCAGCGCUCUCGUACUUCGGGUACCUUGUCACCUCCUCAAGUGCUCUCUCGUCUCUCAUCUCCAUCGCGUGCACGAGCAAACACUGCGCCUACCCGACCUGGAAGUCUUCGUCGUGCGCGAACAGACGUCGACGAGGCUAUCAGAGAGCUCAACACCAUCGUCGAAGAGCGUCGCGCGAGCGCAUACCGUUCCUACACCAGUUCCCCGGCCCUCAUCAACCGACCUCCUCCAUCGCCAUCCCACCAUGUUCCCUUCAUCGCGCCAACGAUGCGCAUGCAUGUCCGCUCCGAGACGCUAUCCGACAUCGGUUCCGCGUUCUCAACACCGCUAGAUAACAAGCCUCUCCCAACACCACCACAGGGUAUCCCACCUCCCAUGCCGAGACGCCUCACACUCUACCCGCCAUCCCGCGUCACCCCCGGCGCUCUGACCUCGAACCCCAUCACUCCACCCGCACCAACUACACCCCCAGCUCCCGUCACCCCAAACACAGCGACCGCCAUAACUCGUCUCGGGGCUUGGAUCAAGCGCUCCAUCCCCACUAAUACCACCUCCCCAUCCUUCCCCUCCUCCACCAGUCUCAAAUCCCAGCCAUCAGUUCCCUUCUACAAGUGCGAGCCCCAGGCUCCUCUUGCAUCCCGUCCCUCAACAGCAGGCUCCCGCACACUCUGCCACACUCGCCAAGACUCGCAAGACAGCGAGAAGACCGCAACCGUCACCCUCCGCUCUAGCUCCUCCCGCUCGCCAUCCCCGACAUCAGACGUCGCAGCUUAUGCACGCGCCAACGUGCUGAAAGGCCAGGGCAAGACGAGACGCGUACCCGCUCCUCUCAUUCUCAUCAAAGACAAGGAAAUCCUCGUCGAAGCCGCGCUGGGCAGUGCGCGCAGCACCCGCAGCCUCAAACCGCCUCAGAGCCCGCAUUAUGGCUUGUUGAGGGGUAUGGAGUUGACUGGCAAGGACGUGGGUGUUAAUGCGCAGAGGAGCAGCGCAUUUGUGCCCAGCCCAAGUGCGGUCGGUGUUGCGUUUUAAAGAAGUUUCUCGUUGGGUGGAGGAUUAGGAUUUUGGGGGAAUUGGAAAGGGUGAAUGGGUUAUGAUGGAUGGGCGGAUGGACGGAAUGGCAUGCAAAGACAUGCCACGGAAUGGAAUGGAUUGAAUCUUUCUGUUUUUUCUUUCUUCACUACAGCUUGCACGCACGCAUGCGUUGGACAUAUACCCUCCGUUCUCUACGCGAGUCUUUGCGCUGAGCGGAUGUUCGAUCGCAGAGGCGUGCUUGCUUUAUCUUUUAUACCCAGUGUUUUGGAGAUGGAGAGAAGUGGUAGUGUUAUCUUAAUAUUAUGCGUUUGAUGUCGCGUAUGCAAUUGCUUCAAAAUUUUGAUAGAUGUAAAGAAGGUGGUCGGGAAGGCUUGCAUGUGAUGGUUCGACUACGCGUCGGUGGCGCUAGCGAGACGAUGUCUGGG
Dothidotthia symphoricarpi CBS 119687 is the source of this 2600-nucleotide messenger RNA. RefSeq lists its product as uncharacterized. The transcript is spliced from 2 exons. The record is from RefSeq and is a predicted model, not a curated record. The coding region runs from base 382 to 2172 and encodes 596 amino acids. Lineage: Eukaryota; Fungi; Ascomycota; Dothideomycetes; Pleosporales; Dothidotthiaceae.